Molecule: messenger RNA, 2073 nt
Organism: Nicotiana attenuata
Lineage: Eukaryota; Viridiplantae; Streptophyta; Magnoliopsida; Solanales; Solanaceae
Product: casein kinase 1-like protein 2
Exons: 14
Coding region: 283-1683 (466 amino acids)
Biological process (GO): peptidyl-serine phosphorylation; signal transduction; endocytosis
Cellular component (GO): cytoplasm; nucleus
Molecular function (GO): protein serine/threonine kinase activity; ATP binding
Source: RefSeq, a predicted model, not a curated record
AAGACAAAUAAAAAACGUAUUAAUAAUAGCAGCAAAUAAAAUGGGGUAAAGAGGAUAAAAUCACGGCCUAUUCAAUUCCAAUGGGAUGAUAAGCAUCGUUGAAGCCGUGAUGUAAUCUUGGAGAUGCCUACUCAUUCCCUUUUCCCUUCUUGAGCCCAAACUCAUGAAGGUCAAACACAAAAAAAUUACAAGAAGCUGAAAUCUUGCAGUUUUUUUCAAUUAUUUAAUUCGUCCUAUGUUGGAUUAAGUUUUGGGUUAAUAUUUCCCAAUCUGUAGUCUCCAAUGGAGCCUCGUGUUGGUAAUAAGUUCCGGCUUGGCCGGAAAAUCGGUAGCGGUUCUUUUGGAGAGAUCUAUCUCGGGGCUAAUGUUCAAACUAAUGAAGAGGUUGCAAUUAAGUUGGAAAAUGUGAAAACAAAGCAUCCUCAACUAUUAUAUGAAGCAAAGUUGUAUAAAAUACUACAAGGAGGAACUGGAAUCCCCAAUUUAAAAUGGUUUGGAGUUGAAGGAGAUUAUAAUGCCCUUGUGAUGGAUUUGCUGGGGCCUAGUCUUGAAGAUCUCUUCAACUUCUGCAGUAGGAAGCUGUCUUUAAAGACCGUUCUCAUGCUCGCAGAUCAGAUGAUUAAUCGGGUUGAAUUUGUUCAUGCCAAAUCUUUUCUUCAUCGAGAUAUAAAACCUGACAACUUUCUUAUGGGAUUAGGAAGACGUGCAAAUCAGGUCUAUAUGAUUGAUUUUGGGCUGGCUAAGAAGUAUAGAGACUCAUCAACUCAUCAGCAUAUUCCGUAUAGAGAAAACAAAAAUUUGACAGGAACUGCUAGAUACGCAAGCAUGAAUACUCAUCUUGGCAUUGAACAAAGUCGAAGGGAUGAUUUGGAAUCGCUGGGUUAUGUUUUAAUGUACUUCUUAAGAGGAAGUCUCCCUUGGCAGGGGCUGAAAGCAGGCACUAAGAAACAGAAGUAUGAGAAGAUCAGUGAGAAGAAAGUAUCAACGUCAAUAGAGACCUUGUGUAGGGGAUAUCCUGCAGAGUUUGCAUCAUAUUUUCAUUACUGUCGAUCACUAAGAUUUGAUGAUAAACCAGAUUAUGCUUAUCUGAAGAGAAUUUUCCGUGAUCUUUUCAUUCGUGAAGGGUUUCAAUUUGAUUAUAUAUUUGACUGGACCAUUUUGAAAUAUCAGCAAUCACAGCUUGCCAAUCCUCCAUCUCGCGCUCUUGGUGGUACUGCUGGGCCAAGCUCAGGGAUGCCUCAUGCUCUUGUUAAUGUUGAGAGGCAAUCAGGUGGAGAUGAAGGUCGACCAGCCGGUUGGUCUUCAUCAAAUCUUACACGUAAUAAGAGCACAGGGCUGCAUUUCAAUUCUGGAAGCUUAUUGAAGCAAAAAGGCACAGUUGCUAAUGAUUUAUCCAUGGGUAAAGAGUUAUCCAGUUCUAAUUUUUUCCGGUCAAGUGGACCAUCAAGGCGUCCAGUUGUCUCUAGCAUCCGAGACCCAGUGAUUGCUGGGGGUGAACCUGACCUCUCUGGCACUCGGACAAAAGAUGCAAGCCCGGGACCAUUGCGUAAAGUAUCCAGUGUUGCACGGAGGAGUUCACCAGUUGUGUCCUCAGAUCACAAGCGCAGCUCCUCUAUCAAAAACGCCAACAUAAAGAAUUUAGAGUCCACCGUCAAGGGAAUGGAGGGCUUAAGUUUUCGAUGAUGAGGGACUGCAUUAGUAGCUGUGCUUUGUCUCAGUUCUCUGUUCACUCUAAAUUUUGGCACGCCAACUUGGGGAGUAAGUAUUCUGAUAUUAGUUGCUGCCAGGAAGUACCAUAAAGCUGAAUUAAAUUAAAAUUUGGGAUGUAUUUCAAAAGCACAGUUAAGGAUAUGAUGGGGUUGCAGAGCCAAACUCACAGAUCCCAGUUUAUGCUUGUCCAUACAGUUGUAUCCACUUUCCAUAUUCUUUUUCAUCUCUAUCUCUUGCUUGUUCUUGUUAUGCUGUGGUAUUCUUGUUGAAGUCAUGUUGUGAAUUAUGAAGGUGGUCAUGUAUAAUCGCGAGAAAUCAUGUAUUUAUUUGUUUUAAACAUGAGCAAACUGUUCUUUUGUUCAA